Messenger RNA from Fusarium verticillioides 7600, 4539 nucleotides. Its product is annotated as TKL protein kinase. The record is from RefSeq and is a predicted model, not a curated record. Lineage: Eukaryota; Fungi; Ascomycota; Sordariomycetes; Hypocreales; Nectriaceae. Gene Ontology annotation, molecular function: protein binding; ATP binding; protein serine/threonine kinase activity. The coding region runs from base 54 to 4130 and encodes 1358 amino acids. The transcript is spliced from 4 exons. Gene Ontology annotation, biological process: peptidyl-serine phosphorylation; peptidyl-threonine phosphorylation.
CUCAACUUCCCUCUCUUCGCAUUCUGAGCCCAUCAUCACAUCAAACACUCGGCAUGGAGACUAUCAUAGACCCCUUCAGCCAGAUUUUAUGGCAGGCUCCUUCGACGCUGCCAGAGAGCAGCGUACAGCUCCAGCCAAUAGAGGAAGAAGUCAGAGAGCAGCUAAAUCGGAAUGAAAACAGGUUUCCAACCUUUUUAGCCCAUGUCUCAUCCCUAGAAAAGAAAGGUCGCAAUACAGAAACCGUUUUCAUUGACGAGUACAUCCAAGGCUUCACUGAGCGAUCAUUCAUCGACCGCGGGGCAACCUUCUCAGUGGAACGAGCCAUCGCAAUCCCAAACCCUCAAACAAUCAACUCCGCACCGUUAGUCAUCCGCCAAAAGCGAGUCGUGGCUUUAAAAACAGUUCGAAUCCAGUCUCAAUCUGAUGAUCUACCCAAAGCAGGCUGGGAUCACGUAUUGCUCGAAAUUCGCGCUCUUCUUCACGAAACCCUCCGAUAUCACCCUAAUAUCGUGCGACUCGUCGGCUUGUGCUGGGGACCCAACGGAGCGUCCGGAAGCGUUUAUCCUCAACUCGUCAUUGAGCAUGCCGAGCACGGAACGUUAGAGGAUCUUCAGAAUAACUCGAAAUCGCCUCUUUCGUUCGCUGUCAAGCAAAAGCUGCUGUAUGAUGCGGGGAAAGGUCUCUCGAUUAUUCACGCCUGCAGCAUUAUUCACGGCGACAUCAAGCGCCAGAACGUGCUGAUCUUCGCCGAUAAAUCCAGCCAAGGGGCUUAUGUAGCUAAACUGGCUGAUUUUGGAGGCGCUGUCUAUGGUUCUGAGAAGUAUGACUCUUAUCGCUUCAUCUGCAAGACACCGAGAUACGCGGCACCGGAAACCGACGGCAUAGUUACUGCUGAGGCCGCAAAGCUAUGCGACGUUUAUUCUUUUGGAUUACUUGCCUGUGAAACCUUUGCAGAUGGGGAUUUGGCCAAUCUUCAUUAUGAAUUUAGUCCUCGGCGGGAGGCGUCGGGUUCAUCGGUGACCUUGGCUCAAUUGAAGCGGUCGGGACGGCUUUUACACAGAGCGACGUCUAUGAUUCAGGAUUACUUUGAUAUGCGUGAGAUUAACCAAGAUUGCACGGAAAUGGUUCUGUAUGUUCUCGAACAAACUAUUCAAAAGAAUCUGACAGAUAGGUCCUUGGGAAGGGCACAGGCUGCUCUGAGAGGUGUACCUCUUUCGGAAAUCGACGACUACUUAAGCAAUGUAGACCAAAUGAAUCGCAAGUGGAAGGAAGUUGAAGACAAUGAACCUCCAGGAAAGCACGGAAUUAGUGCAGAUGGUGCUGGACUAUUCUUGGGCACCGUGGGAGCUACUUAUGAUCCUCAAAAUAACACCCCCGGCUUUCGGCCCAUAGUCAAGGCCCCAGUGAACCCGGGGUUCGUUUUUGAGCCCGAGAAACUGAAGAAUAUCUUGUCUUGGCAGCAGCAAGAGCAUAUACUCCAGGCUCUUCAAGUGAUCUCCGAAUCUGGUGAUCAUAGCCGUGACGUGGAGCUCCAUAAACUCUUUGCAGCCUGGUUCCUUUUCCGAUGCCACAUCGCCGAAUUUGGCACGUCUCUCGACCCCGAAAAAGCGUGUACAGCGCUUCGAAGAGCUGCAAGCGAUGCGAUUACUGGAUCUGAUGAUUCGAGCGGGUUUGAAUAUCUCGCAGCAUCUUGUGUAUGGCGCGUGAGCCAAGCCCUGGGACAUACACCACCUGAGCUGAUAGCUGUCUUUCCUUCUAGCCUACAGUGGGCUACUCUUCGAGGUGGAUGGCAAGCUGGUCAAGAUCUUGAGGACGCUUUGCCGCUGUUGAGUGAUGAACAGAAACAAAAUGCAACUGAAACGUACCAGAAUGCCCGGAGACUUGCGAAUUAUUUCAGUGGUGUUCCUGGUUCACUUGCAUUUUUGCCACGACAUUUGAGAAAAGAAUUUUCGGUCGAUAAUGCGGAGACACUUCAACAAGAACUCAGAGAGGAGCUUGGAGGACUGUAUGAACAGUCGUUGAAGAGCUCACCUGCAACGAACGAGCGUAUUCAGCAAGUGACUCCCUUCGACAGGAUCUUUGUCAACAGCCGUGGGCAUGGAGUUCUGCACAUGGCGGCAGCCCGCGGACAAGCUCUGACGAUCGAACAUCUUAUCAACACGUUCAAGCUAAACAUCGACCUGCCAAACCAAGACUGCGAAGAAACACCGCUGGUCUGUGCCUGUCGAAAUGCGCACUUGGAAGCAUCUCUGGCACUCCUUCGCCACGGCGCGAAUCCGAAGGGUCAUCCUCUUGGACAAGACACUCCUCUGCACUGGCUCUGGAGAUUUGAACAACACGAGAUGAUGCAAAUGGCUCGAGGCCUGCUGGACGCCGGCGCCCUGAUCGAUGCUCCGUCGGGCGGUAUGAGAGCCGAGGUUCUUAAAGCGCACGCUGACUGGGAGGGAACCAUGUCUAUUCAGACCACACCUUUGGGUCGAUGUGUUCUCUUCCAGAACAUCCACGCUGCUCAAGUCCUCAUCGCACUUGGAGCUGACCCUAUGAUUCAAGUUGAUGGAAAGUCGCCUAUCCAGCUUGCCGCUAUGCUAGCAUUACCGAAUUUCCUUCGACUAUUCUUGUAUCAAGAUGAUGAUGAAUCCAGAAUUUCGGGAUUAUUCAAUGGUUUUGACGAUCUUACUCUUUUGAAGGCGACCCAGGAGCAAAAGGCUGGUAAUAGAGAUUCGUUUUCGUUGCUCAGCCGACUUAUCAGAAACGGCCCGAGAUAUCGCUCUGACGUCGAGGAAACACUCGCCAUUUUCAAGGAGCAGAGAGAAUUACUAGGCACCGCCUCUUCCAGUGGACCGUUAGGAGAAGCCUUGUGUAUGCAGAUUCGACUUGGGAAUCGUGAUAUCGUUGAAGCGUUACUAAAAAUGGGCCAUAAUCCCUCUGGCUCGCCUGAUCAUCGGCCCAUGCGUGAAGCGAUCAUACUCAAUGACGAUAAAGUAUUUCGACUGUUGAGAGACUACGGCUGUGAGAUCGAAAGUUAUCCUGAGUGCCCACGGACUCUACUCCAUGACCUGGCGGCGAGACCGGCUUCUUCUCCCCCUGGGAUUGUCAUAGCGGAAGAGCUCAUAGCGUCAGGGGUUUCUGUUACGGAUCAUCCAGCAGGGACUAGACCGCCUGUUGUUGAAGCUAUCUUACAUGGAUACAUUGACCUAGCGAAUCUCCUCAUACAGCAUGGAGCGCGAAUCAGCAGUGCUUAUCAGUUGGGGCCCGACCUUCCAAAGAUUUCCAUCUUCAAGGAGCUCACUGAGAAAAGAACAGAGACAUCUCUGUCCAUCCUGCGGUCUCUGUUGACGUCAAAUGAUACAACAUCGGAUCAGGGACCCGUCCUACAUCACAAUGAGCAGUUUGACUUUAUCGUGAAUCACAUCGGGGACCCCGCCGAAGAGCAAAGCGCUUGGACGAUACUUGCUUCCUCACCACCAGCACGCAAGAACGUAGUCGAAGCAGAGAUCUACAUGGCGCAAGUUCAAUGUAUGCUUGCAGAGAAUUCACCCUUCGCCACCAAAAAGUGCAUAAACUUUGAUCAUCCAAAGUCUGGCACCGCCUUGUGCCGAGCCGCUCUGUUCCAGAACCAUUACCUUGUCGGAAAGCUGCUACGUAGCGGUGCAGAUCCCAAUAUCAGGUUCCGUCAAGACUUUGGACCUGCACAACGAUACUUUGGUAAUGGUUCACCAAUCAAUCUCGCGCUGGGUUGCUAUGAGGUUGCUAUUGAAGGCUGGAGUGAGACUGUGCCAGAUUCUAUGCUGGAGGACAUGAGAAGUGUUAUAAAUGAAUUAGAGUCUAUUCCGGACUAUCCGGAGGAAGCGCUUACUCGCGGAGAGGCACUGAGGAAGCGGCAUGAGGAUAUACUAAAGCUGCGAGAUGACGGAUGGGAUAUGCAGGCGCAGAUGGCUAACAUGAGCAUUGAGCAAGGACCGGUUGACCUAUCAAACAUGAGCGCGGUGCAAGCGCCAGACCUGGAAGAGUCUCAACGGGAGAUGUUCCAGGCUACAGAGACGAUUAUUCGGUGGAUGUUUAAUUCGCAGCGCUACGGAACAAUUGGGCGAGCAGAAAUGGCCAGGAUAGCAGAAGGCGAGAACGCAUAGUCUAUCCCAAGGUAAUCACCAGUCUAGAUCAGUAUCCACGCGCUGUUAUCAACCUAUUCCUGAUAAGAACCCUCGCGUGACUCACAGUAGCACUCACCCACCAUCCCAACAAAAGAUCCAGCUUCCUAUCUUGACCACAAUCUCAGAACAAAUUCGGUACUUCGAGAUGCGGGGAUUGUCUCGCGUGCCUUGUUUCUUCGCACUGAUGGUUGCCACGUGCCGGGCCAUCUCCUUAAAACAGAACAUGCACUGCAACCCACACACGAUCGGUUAAAUGGCUGAUAUCUCGAAUCGGUAGGAUUUCCGUAUGCGAGAUAUCGUCAGAGGGGCAGAGAUGCAUAUUCUUGGCUCGUUUGGGUAAUUGCCUCGGUUCUCGUAUAUAUAAUGACUUGUAAGUAAUUGAAAGGGG